AUGCCUGCGCCCUCUGUUAUCGACGCUACAGGACAAGAGAACAACGCGCUCGGAGCCACAAGUCCCCUGACUGUGAGUCCCGACAAGCGAAGCAGCCUUCACCUUGAAGCACCUGGAUCUUCGCCAACGGCAUUUAUCAAGUCCCUUGACGGGCACUACGAGUUUCAAAUGGUUCCCAACAAUGGAUCGUUGAAGCGCAGCGAUGCGACUAUGAAUCUGGACCAGCCGAGCCAGGAAAGCCCUGUGGCUAAGCGCCGCAGCUUACAUGGAAUUUCGGUGCUGGGCCAGAACGAGGACCAAAACGUCUUUGGCUCCAACACGACAUCGUCGCAGAGCUUCUUUAUCCACGAGGAUGCAUCUACCGAGUAUGAGAUUGCGGGCACUACUGGGUCGCCGUUCCGGGACCCCCUCCCUUCCCCAACACCCACAAACAGCAAUGUACCCAAGAGGUCAUCGUCUUUACGGAAGUCGACCCUUCAACAAAGAUACGGGGAGCGGGGUUCUUGGGGCAGAAGGUCUGGCGAGCGACAGCUAGCUCAGAUGAGCGCUGAAUACUCCCCUGUUCGAAGUCGGCCACGCCUCUCUCAGGACCAGUUCGUCCCCCCUGCUGUGCCUCAGGAGAGUCCUUUUGCUUCCACGACACCAGCUUCUAAACCGCCUACUUUUAUCACCGACGUUGACUACGAGACCAACCCACUAUCUACUACGCCCACCUCGCAACCGCCUAGUUUCGCAAGUGCUGAUACGGGUUACGAGCCCGCACACGUAUCAACUACACCAACUUCGAAGCCUCCUAUUUUCGGGGUUGACAAGGGGCAUCAGCCCCAUCCUUUAUCAAAGACCUUGACAACAUCGUCUUCAGGGAACAGCCUCACUGAGGAGACGCCCAUGUAUGCUCCUGUUGCCCGGGUCCCAGAUCGACAAAGAUCCCACAUCUUCUCACGCUCCUUGCCCCUCAACGCAACAAGGCCGACCCGUCCAAAUGAUAUGGCCAGGGCUAUGGCGACGCCCAGCCAGAACCAUCUGUGGGUCGGCGCUUUCAACUCUACUGGUUUGAUUUCUAAGGUCAACAGAAAUCCUGAAGAGGAUGCAGACAAGAAGAUGGCACCCCCUGAUACACCAUGCAAGAAGCACUCGAACCCUUUUGCUACUUUCCCCCCACCGGCCGGGAGUGCCAUGAAAAAGAGAGUUAAUAACCGAAAUUCUUUUGGCGGAAUUCCCUCCACACCGUUUAGCAAUGGCGGCACCCAAGUCCCCAGCUCUAAUCCCUUUAGCAGGCCUGGUAAGGGCAUGUCUAUCUUUCAACGUGGCAGUGCUUCUAGGGGUGCACGCCGCGGUAGCGUCCUGAGUCUUGAUGGCGAUGAGCACAAUCUUUUCAAUGACACGCUUGACUUCUCCACCCCAAUGGAAGGCGACGCUCCCCCAACACCGACCAAGAACACCCUUACUCCUAGCCUUAGCAAGGUCAGCGAGCACUCUUUCGAAAGUCCUCAAGACAACCACAGCCCAACCGCGAACCGCGUUAUCCAUGCCCCUACGCCUAUUUUCGGUAACCCAGUUCCUCGAGAAGCAACUUGUAAGUCGGGCUCCGCAGCACCGAACGCUUUAGCAGGAUCAAUCGACAACUCAAGUCGACCACUCCGAGCUGGGUGUUUGUAUUCACCAUCAUCACACCUCCCUCUGUCUUCGCUUAGCCGCUCCAGGGCUCGGCGAGGUCUACACUCUCCUUCUCCACUCAGCACAGUUUCUUUGCGUCAUUCCAUAAGCUCUCCUACUCAGACAUUUACUAAAUCGAAACUUUCUGUAUCAGCGAGCCCUCUUGAUGGACGAAGAACACCACAAACCCCCCGCGAGAGUUUGCUCCCCCUCGAUACCAGCCGACUGUCAAUUUCGCAGGCUGGCGACUCCUUUUCCGACAACAUGGCGCCUCCCGUAACUCCAACAGCAGGUCGAGAUUUGAGGUCUUCCACCAGCCUCCUUGUUACCCCCGUGAAUGUUCGCACCAGCAAUGUUGACCUUGACGUGAGCUUAUCGUCCCGAUUCGAAAAGGUUGAGCAGAUUGGAAAGGGAGAAUUCUCUCUUGUCUACCGCGUCACCCAGGUGGACCAACAAAAAAUGACAUUCGAUGACUUCAUUGCAACUCCCUCAAAAAGCCCCACCAAGGGAAAGGUAUUUGCUGUGAAGAAGAGUAAGCAACCUUUCCAAGGACCUAGGGAUCGGGAAACCAAGCUUCGAGAGGCGGAGAUCCUCAAGGCUUUGAGCCACUCCGAGCAUGUGGUACAGUACUUUGACAACUGGGAGCACAACUAUCAUCUGUACAUCCAAACUGAGUACUGUGAGGAGGGCACCCUCGACAAGUUCUUGGGCAAUGUCGGACGAGGAGGUCGAUUGGAUGACUUCCGUAUCUUCAAGAUCCUUCAAGACCUUUGCCUGGGUCUUAAGGACAUCCACGACGCUGGCUUUAUGCACUUGGAUCUGAAGCCGGCAAACAUCCUUGUCACCUUUGAGGGCGUUCUCAAGAUCGCCGACUUUGGUUUGGCUCAAUCAUGCUCAUCUGCUGAGGGCGUUGACGUUGAGGGUGAUCGUGAGUACAUGGCUCCUGAGAUGCUCAAGGGCAAGUCAUGCCAAUCUGCCGACGUCUUCUCUCUGGGCCUCAUCAUCCUUGAGACCGCAGCAAAUGUUGUCCUCCCCGAUAAUGGACCUACCUGGAUUGCUCUGCGUUCCGGUGACCUCUCCGAGGUGCCCAGCCUGACCUGGAACCCUUCAAUCGAGGUUCAGCGAGAUGCGACCGGUAACCCUACCGAGGGAGUGCUCAGUGACGGCUUCGCUAGUGGCAAGACGCACGACCCCAGCAACUUGUUUGGCUCAUACAAGCGAUCGGAACUGCAACAGCCUCCCGACUUUAUGGUCAAUGCCAUGCACAUCAGCUCGCUUGAUUCUAUUGUGCGAUGGAUGACAGCACAGGAGCCCAGCGAACGACCAACUGUGCACCAAGUACUCCAACUAGAGGGUAUGCAGUGGGUCAGCCACCAGCGCGCCGCACCAGCCACUGUCUAUGAAGGAAACUGGGGACCAGCCGAUAUGUUUCCUAUCUCCGAAAUAUCCAUUGCAGAGGGAGGCGACAGCGACACAGAGAUGACGGAUGUCUGA
Molecule: messenger RNA, 3150 nt
Organism: Fusarium graminearum PH-1
Lineage: Eukaryota; Fungi; Ascomycota; Sordariomycetes; Hypocreales; Nectriaceae
Exons: 2
Coding region: 1-3150 (1049 amino acids)
Biological process (GO): protein phosphorylation
Molecular function (GO): ATP binding; protein kinase activity
Source: RefSeq, a predicted model, not a curated record